This is a messenger RNA of Pelodiscus sinensis (Chinese soft-shelled turtle), 698 nucleotides long. NCBI's taxonomy places the organism in Eukaryota, Metazoa, Chordata, Testudines, Trionychidae. The record is from RefSeq and is a predicted model, not a curated record.
GGGUGCAAUGCGCUGAUGGCCUCGGGGUUCUGGUCCCUUCCAGAUGCUGGCUACGAGUUCGACAUCUGCUUCACUUCUGUGCAGAAGCGGGCGAUCCGCACCCUCUGGAUGGUGCUGGAUGCCAUUGACCAGAUGUGGCUGCCUGUGGUGAGGACCUGGCGCCUCAAUGAAAGGCACUAUGGUGGCCUGACAGGCCUCAAUAAGGCCGAGACGGCUGCCAAGCAUGGGGAGGCCCAGGUGAAGAUCUGGAGGCGCUCCUAUGACAUUCCUCCCCCUCCCAUGGAGCCAGACCACCCCUUCUACAGCUCCAUCAGCAAGGACCGCCGUUACGCUGACCUGACCGAGGACCAGCUGCCGACCUGCGAGAGCCUGAAGGACACCAUUGCCCGGGCCUUGCCCUUCUGGAACGAAGAGAUCGUCCCGCAGAUCAAGGAGGGCAAGCGGGUUCUCGUAGCUGCCCAUGGCAACAGCCUGCGGGGGAUCGUUAAGCACCUGGAAGGUAUGUCCGAGGAGGCCAUCAUGGAGCUCAACCUGCCCACUGGCAUCCCCAUUGUCUACGAGCUGGACAAGAACCUGAAGCCCAUCAAGCCCAUGCAGUUCCUGGGGGACGAGGAGACCGUCCGCAAGGCCAUGGAGGCUGUGGCGGCUCAGGGCAAAGCCAAGAAGUGAAGGCAGGCGCGGUAGAGGCUUGUGAGCAG